This is a messenger RNA of Aspergillus ochraceoroseus IBT 24754, 1297 nucleotides long. It is a transcript of the gene aguA, whose product is annotated as alpha-glucuronidase. The transcript has a single exon. The record is from RefSeq and is a predicted model, not a curated record. The coding region runs from base 469 to 840 and encodes 123 amino acids. Gene Ontology annotation, cellular component: extracellular region. Gene Ontology annotation, biological process: xylan catabolic process. Gene Ontology annotation, molecular function: alpha-glucuronidase activity. NCBI's taxonomy places the organism in Eukaryota, Fungi, Ascomycota, Eurotiomycetes, Eurotiales, Aspergillaceae.
GUGCUGAAGUUAGGAAGAAUCCUCGGACACGGAUGUCCUCUUGGACUACUACCGAAGGGCAGUAGAGUAUGUGUGGGUAUCCUACCUGUAUUGUACCGCGCUGCCGCAGGACCGCAAGAAUAGACUUAGGGUAUGUAUAAACCGGGCUAUUUCGCUCUCGCCAAUCGACUCCAUGGGCUCAUGCAUCUAGGGGAAUCCCGCAGUUUUCCCGCCACUAAGAGCACGACCAAGCAAGCAUCCAACCGACACCCAUCAGUAUGCAUUGGCAGGCUCUCUCGAUCUCGCCGGCCCUGCUGGCUGUGUGUGGUUGCUGCCGAAGAUGAUGGCCCCGCUGGCUGGUUGCGAUAUGCUCGCGUUUCUUGCAAUUCGCAUUGCCCAGCGGAGCCUCCCUUCUCGCAUCGUUACCUUGAAUGCUACAGCCUCGAGUCCCAUUGAGACUGCAGGGGGAGGAGCUCCAGAAGGGAUUGAAUGACAUGUUUGGGAAGCAACUCAAGAUCGCCCACUCCGGCUGCCAGACGAGCUCCUCCUCGAUUGUCGUCGCAACUGUGGCUGACUACCGUCGACUGUGCAACGGGUCCGGGGGCGAUCCCUGAGCUCGAGGAAGAAGACGGCUUUUGGCUCGGCGCGCAGGGCGACAGCGUUCACAUCGUGGGCCAGAAUAGUCUUGGAGCUCUGUACGGUGCCUUGGAGUAUCUCUCCAUGCUUGCGCAAGGCCAUUUCUCCAGCGUCGCGUACGCCUCGAGUCCGCAUGCCCCCAUCCGCUGGGUCAACCAGUGGGACAACAUGGGUGGAAGCAUUGAACGCGGGUAUGCGGGCCCGUCGAUAUUCUUUUCCGGGUAGGUCAGAUCAAGCAGGAUCUCUCCCGAGUCCAGGAGUACGCUCGUAUGCUGGCGUCGGUGCGGAUCAAUGCGGUUGUGGUGAAUAAUGUCAACGCCAGAAUACAUCCUCGGCCACACGCCGUCCGUCUACAUACCUGGAUGGCCACUCGGCUCGACGCGUUACUUUCCCUGGCGUCAAGGUGGACCGCGGAGACCGGUUGAAGAUUGUCGGGCAGCCUGACGGAGUGGCGCCUGCGCCGGUGGAUUAUGUGUCGUUUGUUCCUCGCGGGUUGGUUGAUUGAUUGGUGGGAUGUAUCUAGCCAGUCUAUACAUAUCGAGUCGUGCGUAUUCCUGGACGAGAAGUGAUCUGGUUAAUUAGGGAUGAUUUGGUUGUGGGUGGUGUCGUAAUGCUGGAAAGUAGUAUAUAUUAAUAUCCGACAUCUUUUAGUACAUGCACGCUCUGUUCUAUUGUGGACAUC